This is a messenger RNA of Neltuma alba, 1058 nucleotides long. Its product is annotated as ubiquinone biosynthesis protein COQ4 homolog, mitochondrial-like. The transcript is spliced from 3 exons. Lineage: Eukaryota; Viridiplantae; Streptophyta; Magnoliopsida; Fabales; Fabaceae. Gene Ontology annotation, biological process: ubiquinone biosynthetic process. Bases 193 to 882 code for a protein of 229 amino acids. Gene Ontology annotation, cellular component: mitochondrial inner membrane. The record is from RefSeq and is a predicted model, not a curated record.
UCGUCGUCCUCCGUUUGUGUGCGCCGUCGCCUGCGUGCCUGUGUUAUUGUUUCUCUCAUUCUCACUCUUGAAUUCCCUCACCCUUGAAUCGGAAUCACCACUCACAGAAACACCACCAGAGACCUCGAAGGUAAUCAAACCCGUAUGUGAAACUUUCUUCUUUUUUUGGGGUUGAUACUAAGGAGAGUCACAAUGAUAGAAGGUGGUCGAAUCCCACUAAAGGGGUGGCAGCAGGCCGCUGUUGCUCUUGGUUCAGCAGUUGGUGCAUUGCUAGACCCACGAAGAGCAGAUUUAAUCGCAGCUCUUGGAGAGACAACCGGAAAGCCUGCUUUUGAGAGAGUUCUUGAGAGGAUGAAGCGGAGUCUAGAAGGCAGGGCAGUAUUGUUAGAGCGUCCUCGUGUGAUAUCAGCUGAAGUUGGACAUGCUUGGGACCUACCAGAGAACACAUUUGGUGCUGCCUAUGCUAGAUUCAUGGGGUCCAGGAAUUUUUCUCCAGAUGAUAGACCUCCAGUGCGGUUCAUGGAGACAGAUGAACUAGCCUACGUAGCCAUGCGAGCUCGUGAAAUUCAUGAUUUCUGGCAUACCCUUUUCGGCCUACCGACUAACUUGAUCGGAGAGUCUGCACUAAAGGUGAUUGAGUUUGAGCAGAUGUACCUUCCUAUGUGCCUGCUGUCUGUUGUGGGGGGCACGGCAAGAUUCAGCGAAAAGCAGAGAAAACUGUUUUAUCAGCACUACUUCCCAUGGGCCAUUCGAGCUGGCAUGCAAUGCACUGAUCUUACGUGUGUAUAUUAUGAGCGGCACUUUCAUGAAGAUCUAGAAGAUGUCCGUAGGAAAUGGGGCAUUGUUCCUGCCCCUUCUGUUCCUAAACCACAAAUUUUUUGACCUAAUCAUUCGUGGGCGAUCAUCUUAUUUGCAAUGUAUUGGAGACGAUACACAGGAGAAUUUUUCUUUGAAAAUGGGGAUCCAGAUCUUCUGUUUGACAUUAUAUGGUCCUGUAUAGAGAAAAAUGAUAACGAGUUUGUUUGACAUGAUGUGCCUUAAUCUCAAAUUCUCAAUCA